UAUGCGGGUUGGUGAUUUUUCAUGUCAUUCAUGAAAAAUGCGCAGCUUGGUAAAAUUACAGUUUAAUAAUUAACAAUAUAUAAUGCAAUAAAUAGCAUGACUAAAUGCAUAUAGCCUACUAUAGGAACUAUUCAGAGAAAUGCUUUAUUUAGAUAACUGCAAAUCCUCUCAAAUAGCCACUUAAAGAAGUUCAGUUUAGGAGAAAAGGAACCUUAUCAGUCUAACUGCACUUGUAGACAUUUAAAUAACCUCCGCAGAUGCUUAUCCCGAUUGCUGGUGUUAACAUGUCAGUUCACCUCUCCUAAAUCCUAAAGGUAUCUCAAUACUGCUGCUUCUCGCCGAAUAGCAAGGGGGUGUGGUCACGGAUGCGAUCACUCUAGUUUCAUUCAUAAAACUUGCCACGAUCUGCCUUUCCACAAUCUCAAACUGCACUCGUCGAAUCAACGGAUGGAUACAUGGUAACGGCGUCUUAGUUAAGAGGCAAUAUCAUCGAAACAAAGCGGCAAGAAUCCCUCUGCGUACAUCAGACCGGCUUCGGACCCAGCUACAGCAUCAUGCCCUCGAUCACAUGCGAAUACCCCCUGUUGUUUUUGUUUUGCAUCUUCAUGGAUAGCUGUCAGUCGUUUAGUAAUGAUGCUACGGAAAUCGUGAAUUCCCACUUGGAUUUCUCAGCCCUGGACACUCCGAAUAAUACUUCUUUCAAUCGAGCCCGUAACGGAGGAAAACGCUUGGGCAGCACAGAGAGAAGUGAGCGGAGCCAGGUUGGAUGCAGGGAGCUCCGGUCUACCAAAUACAUCUCGGACGGCAUGUGCACCAGCCUGAGCCCGGUGAAGGAGCUUGUGUGUGCUGGCGAGUGCCUCCCACCCCACAUGGUCCCUAACUGGAUCGGCGGCUACGUUGGUAAGUUCUGGGCCCGGAGGGAAGGCCAGAGCUGGAAGUGCGUGAACGACCGCACGCGCACCCAGCGCAUCCGACUGCAGUGCCAGGACGGCAGCACCAGGACCUACAAGAUCACGGCGGUCACCUCCUGCAAGUGCAAGCGUUGCUCCCGGCAACACAACGACUCCGGUCACAAUCCGGAAAAGGGGCCAGCCCACGUGCGACCCCACGAGCCCAAGAGCAAGCCCCUGAAACCCAAGGGGAGGAACCCUGGGGAGACCAAGAAGAAAAUGACACCUAGAGUGGAGCGUGAUUAAUGUGCCAUGGACCUGAUCUGAGUGCGUUCAAGCACUGCCUGUGUGUGCCUGUGUGUGUGUGUGUGUGUGUGUGUGUGUGUGUGUGUGUGUGAGAGAGAGAGAGAGGUAGCAUCUCGGUAUGUACAGUGCUCAUUCUCCGAACUGACAUCAUGAAUUGAUUGAAUGUUUUCCUGUCCUCUCAAACUGAAAAGGAAUACAUCAACUGUAAACCUGACAUAACAGAUGUAUAAAGGAUUUAUCUUUGUAUAAUGCCAAAAUUAUGAAUUGCUUGAAUAUAUUGACAAAAAUUAUUUUGCAAUAAUUUGUUUUUUUUAGAUGAAAAAAGGAAGAAAAAAAACUUUGCUUCGAUUUUUUUAACUUUCGUCUGUGACAGUAACACAAUUGGACAAAGUUUAAAUGGACAUUUAAAGAAUGGGUCUGGCUAUAGGCCUGUAUCUAAUCCUUUAAUUUUAUUGUCUGUUUUAUCCUAUCAGUUUGUAUUUGCAUUUGGAUCGUUUUGCAGCUGAUUCAUGUAGGCACUUAGUGUUUAAAAACACAGCUAAGACUAGAUUUCCUUAUAAUGUACCUUUUUAUGAUGCAAUGUAGAACAACUGUCGACUAUUGAAAUAUACAUUUUGCUUAUUUUGCUCAUUUCAAUAAAAAAUUAAAAACUGGAGA
Molecule: messenger RNA, 1853 nt
Organism: Paramormyrops kingsleyae
Lineage: Eukaryota; Metazoa; Chordata; Actinopteri; Osteoglossiformes; Mormyridae
Gene: sostdc1b
Product: sclerostin domain containing 1b
Biological process (GO): negative regulation of Wnt signaling pathway; negative regulation of BMP signaling pathway
Molecular function (GO): BMP binding
Source: RefSeq, a predicted model, not a curated record